Messenger RNA from Cylicocyclus nassatus, 390 nucleotides. Lineage: Eukaryota; Metazoa; Nematoda; Chromadorea; Rhabditida; Strongylidae. The record is from the annotation of a GenBank genome assembly.
AUGCUGAUACUUCGAGUGCUUUUCCUGAUUGUUUCUGUAUAUUCUGCUAGUAUAGGACCAUCCAAAAUGUCGCCUGAAAGUCAUACAAUGCAGCAAAAAAGGCGCUCAGGAAAGGUGAGCAGAUCGAUCAAUCAAAAAUUUAUCGACUUCUCUGCUAAACAAUCCACGAUUGGGAAAGUUAGGAACAGAGUUAAGCGGCAGUUCUUCUUUCCUGGAUACUACAACUCGUACAAUUCUUUUGGAAACUACUACUAUCCUUCUUAUCCUGGGUACUUCAAUUCUUACUACUACCCGUCUUAUUCUUACUUCAAUCCGCUGGGGACCGGAUCCCUCUGGGCUGCUGGUGGCGGACUGCUUGGGAAUACGCUAUCAUUCUUCAUUGGCAAAUAA